CGGGAUUCAGUUGGAUGGUUAAAUUUCAAGGGAUCAGUAGUUUGACGCGUUCUAAGCAAUUUCGUUUACCAUCUUGGAGAGCACGUGUGUAGUAGCACGACGAUCCAGCUAUAAUAUCUCUAGUGCUUCUAUACAACUAAUCAAAUUCCGAUACGUGAAUUUGAUUGAUAUGUAACGAGACUUUUUUUUAAAAGAUUAAUUUAUUUUGUUUACAUAACACGUGCUCUCCAUUUUUUUUCUUCCCUUUUUGUAAAUUUUUAUCAGAAUCAAUCGGCUUCCCUAAUCGGCACAUCUAGAAAGCUUCAUCGUACCAAAGGUGAAAGUAUCACAACGAGACAUUUCAACAUCGAAUUUCUGUACGGUUUUUAAUUACACAAUUAACAAUGAAUAAUAGCCAAAAUUAUAAUCAGGGAAUGAGUUUCUUUGGAAAUUAUGCUACGCCAGAAAGAGAACAAGAUGCGAACGCAGAUCAAAAUCAGGCGAAUAAUCAAUAUCAAUUCGCCAAAUCUGGUUACUCUAAUGCAAGUUCACCAGACACUUCCUCCGGAAGUAGUAGUAAUUCUCAAUGUUGCAGUCAAUCCCCAGAAAAUUUUAAUGUAGACUCAUUGAUUAAUACAUUAUUACAAGUUGUAAACAGUGAUACUUUUAAUCUACCAACUUCUUAUAAUACUAUUCAAUUACCACAAAACGGAAUGGCAAGUAACAAUAGAUGUAGUGAUUGUACUGACACGCUUUGUAAUUCAUGUUCUAAUCGAAUUUUGAAUCCUCCGGAAUUAAAUCAAGAAAAUGAAUAUAAUUAUAAUACACCGGAAAUGCCGAGUCCAAUUAUGAACAUUCCAAACAUGAUUCCUCCAAGAUUACCAUUUUACUGCGAUCUUCAUCGUGAUGGUCAAAAAUUUUAUUGCCAAACUUGUAGCAAGCCUUUUUGCGUUGAUUGUGAAUUUCGUUUCCAUCAUGUACAUGUUACUAUAAAUUUGAUGGAUGCUAUAGAAGGUGCUGGAAUUCAAGCGAAUCAAGUAUUAAAAGAGGCUAGACUUGGAAUAACAAUACUCAGGGAAGAGUUAGAUGCUAUUCAAAUAGCUGCAGAAAUAUUGGAACAAAAGGCAAGACAGGCAGCUGCAGAUGUGAUGCUAUGUGUCAGAAGAGUGGCCUCUGCGUUAGAAGCGAGAGAAAAAGAAUUGUUAGGUAGAAUUGAAAAAGCUAAACUUAUGAAAUUUAGCGCACUAAAAGCAAGAGACGAGGGUAUUAGGAUUGGAAUAUCCCGAUUGACAAGGGCUGCUGAUAAACUUACUGAAGCAAUGGAAUCAAAAAUUUUGGCCAGUAAUCCAUUGAAUUUAUUCCUCACUAAAGACAUGGCUUCGGCAGAGAAUUUCCAUAUGGCAGUUGUAGCUGUAGUGAAAGAGUUAGAGAUAUUUCGCAUUCACCAAAGUCAACAAUCGCUUCCCUCGCAAGAAGAGAAUUGGAUCUCUUUCAAUGGUUUAGAGGGUACAAUAAUGAAUGCUAUCGCAAAUCUUGGCGCUAUAGCAGUAAAUAAUCCUGGGCCCAUAGGAGAUCGGCGCCCUGUAAGAGGCCGUGGAAAUUCGCCUCAAUUAUUUCUUAGACAAAUAGCCAGCGCCCCAGUACCUAGAGGGAGGCCAAUUCCUUCUAACAGUUAUCCGGUUGUAGUCAGGAUGGAUCGCAGUCCCCAAUCGUCUGUGACUCCACUGAGAAUAAUUGGAAACGAUGGCGAACCCCAAGAUAAUCUGUGCCGCCCUUGGGGUAUUGCGUGUGAUAGAGAAGGACAUAUUAUUAUUGCGGAUAGAUCUAACAAUCGAAUACAGAUCUAUUUCCAAGAUGGUUCCUUCUUAAGAAGAUUCGGUACACACGGUACCGCACCAGGACAAUUCGAUCGUCCUGCCGGCGUAGCAGUCGAUGCACGACGUCGUAUAGUCGUGGCAGACAAGGAUAACCAUCGUAUCCAGGUGUUGACGAUGGAAGGCCUAUUUCUUUUAUGUUUUGGCGAAAAAGGCUGUCGCGCCGGCCAGUUCAAUUAUCCUUGGGAUGUAGCGGCCAACUCCGAAUGCCAGAUAGUCGUAUCUGACACAAGAAACCAUCGCGUCCAAUUAUUCAGUCCUGAAGGUGUUUUUCUUCGUAAAUAUGGCUACGAAUCCGCCCCGAACAUGUGGAAACAUUUCGACUCGCCACGCGGAGUGGCAUUCAAUCCUGAUGGCAACGUCGUCACCACGGAUUUUAAUAAUCAUAGACUAGUGAUAAUUGAUUCAGACUUCGUACAUGCUCGAGUAUUAGAAUGCGAAAGUCCAGGUGCUCCGAAACAGUUCCUAAGACCGCAAGGUCUGGUGAUUGAUGACGAAGGCAAUAUAAUUGUAGCCGAUUCUAGAAACCAUCGUAUACAAAUAUUUGAUUCGACUGGAACGUUACAAUGGCGAUUCGGUAAUUAUGGAAAAGAUGACAAUGAAAUGGACAGACCAUCCGGAAUAGCUCUAUGCCCAGAUGGUAGAAUCGUUAUCGUUGAUUUCGGCAACAAUCGAGUUCUUCUUAUUUAAAAUGAUCCGUUCAUUGGUUGUGGUUGAAUGAGUGAGAGGGAAUGAUUGGGAGAAAGAUUUUAUACAAACGUUAAAAAAUGUAAAAAAAAAAAAGGAAAAAAAAAGAAAAAAAAAUUUAUCCUAUAUGACAGUAAUUGCAAGAAGCGACGUUAAUGUUUUUCUCGAUUUUAGAUGUAUAAGCGUAUGACGCUUAAAACCCUCGAAUAACAAGUGUUAGAUGCAAUAUUUUCCUACUAAUAUGUAUAUAAAUAUGGAAAUCCGUAUAAGUUCCUUUCGAAACUUCGGGUUUUCUCUUGAGUGCCAAGAAAUCAAGUACAAAGAGGAAAAAAAAAGAUGUCCUUUUUCGUUUUGAAAUCAUAUCCUUAUGAAUGUUUCAAAUUAGUAGAGAAAUAUUAUUUUCACAUUAUUUGUACGCAAUUAUUCGUUGUCUAUAAUUCGUGGUUUGAAUGAUAAGAAGAGAAAACAGAAAAGUGAUGAGUAAUGAAGGAAAACGAGAAAGGAUUUUUAAAGAUUUGUUUAUUAGUAUUCGGACUGUAUUUGUCACUAUUUUUUAAGAUUGAGAGGAUUAUUGGAAAAGAUCAUAGAAUGUAAUUUUCCAAUGAUCUAUAAAUUAUUAUCUAUCAUAUGUUAUUUUUAUUAGUAAAACGACGAACAUGUUUUUUAAAUUAUUUUUCUGAACAACGAUUGCAAAUAAAAAUGCAAAACGAUAUUAAAAAUUAAUGAAUAUAAAUUUAACGAAAAUAAAUUUAUCUACUUCAGUAUUCGAUCGAAAUACUCACUAGGAUCGAAAAUUCGAGAAUAAUGCAAUAAAAGUGAGAGAAAAUUAUAUUAUAUAUAAAGAAAAAUAGUUACUAUUUUUUAAAAAAAUAUGACUAUUAUCUAUGUUAUAUCAAACAUUUUACCAGGAUAAUUCCUCGCAAGAUGUUUGAUGUAAAAAAGAAGAUAAUUACUCUUUUAAAGAGUUAAUUUUUGUUUUUUUUGUGUUAUACUUAUUUGAAAAAAAUUUUUUUAAUAUUUUGGAACAACUUUUAUUUUAUUAUUUUAUAUGAAUCUUUUUUUUAUAUAUAAAUUAUUUUUACAGUCUUAUUUUUUUUUUCAUUUUGAUUUUAAUUUUUUUCUUAUAUAUAUAUAUAUAUAAAAAAUAUAUGAAAAAAAUAUCUUGAUCGUUGUGUGAUUAAACGACAUUCUAUUACAAAGUAACAGUAUACAAUACUAUUGUGACCAGAGUCGUAAAAAUGUUUAACUAUUUAUAUAAAUUAACAAUAUUGUCUCCUGUUAUUUAAUAUGUAUGGAGACUAAAAUGCAAUUUUGAAUUAAGAAGUACCUACGUGUGCAUGAUCGUUGCGGUUAAAGAGUUUGUUUUUAUGAGUGUAUGUAAUCAAAAAGAAAUGCGAAUGACACGAAUAAAUUGUAAGUGUAUCCAGAUAAAUGCUAUAAACCAAAAAAGAGAUAACAAUUAAUACAAAAUAACACAAAAAGAAAAAGAUGGAAAGUAUUAAGUAAAAGUGAGUGAGAUCGUAUUUUAACGAUACAUUAUCAAACAAAUUCAAAAUCACAUUGUAAUCAUAUUUUUAACAUAUCAUACUUCGAAAACAUUAUUUCAAUUUUACAUUACUAUAUUUCUGGUACAAGCAUGCGUAAUUAAACAAAAUUUAUUGCCAUUAUUAUUACGUCCAUGAUAAUUAUUAUCAAUGUUAUUAACUUCAAUAUUAUUCUUUUAUUAUUAUUUUUAUUAUUUUUGUAUUAACAAUUAUGACUAGUAUGAAUAUCGUUAUUAUUGUCAUUGUAAUAAUAAACUUUAUUCAUAUUUAUUUAUAUCAUUAUUUAUAUCAUAUUUGUUAAUACAAAAAUUUCAUCGAUAUCAACAUUUAUAAAAAAAAACAAUACAAAAUUUCAUCUAACAUUUAUAGGAUAUAAAAUAUUUUAGUUUUACACAAUAAUAUAAAAAUCUAAUCUAUAUGUUUUCAAGAAAAAAAAUUACUGUCGCAUUCGAUUUUAGUUUAAUAUUAAUAGAACUGAAAUAAGAUAUUAGUUACAUUUGUACAAUAUAAGACUGAGCUAAGACUGAUUUAACACUAACAGAUUUUGUUCCUCGUUUAUUUUUACACCGUGACUGAGUUGAAUGAUUUGUGUUUGAAUGCCUAUUUUAAUAUUAUGUUCACAAGUAUAAUUGAAAAAUUUUAUAUAUUCAAUAAUAAUUUUAUAUUGGCUUAACAUUUAUGUAAUAUAUGCAAAACUUUAUUGUUUGAUAUAUUUAUUUUCUUUCUUUUAAUAAAGUGAUAUAUUAAAAAAAAUA
Molecule: messenger RNA, 4839 nt
Organism: Apis cerana (Asiatic honeybee)
Lineage: Eukaryota; Metazoa; Arthropoda; Insecta; Hymenoptera; Apidae
Gene: wech
Product: tripartite motif containing 71 protein wech
Biological process (GO): protein polyubiquitination; proteasome-mediated ubiquitin-dependent protein catabolic process
Molecular function (GO): protein binding; ubiquitin protein ligase activity; zinc ion binding
Source: RefSeq, a predicted model, not a curated record